Molecule: messenger RNA, 1134 nt
Organism: Venustampulla echinocandica
Lineage: Eukaryota; Fungi; Ascomycota; Leotiomycetes; Helotiales; Pleuroascaceae
Product: Tryptophan synthase beta subunit-like PLP-dependent enzyme
Exons: 2
Coding region: 1-1134 (377 amino acids)
Biological process (GO): L-threonine catabolic process; L-serine catabolic process
Molecular function (GO): L-serine ammonia-lyase activity; threonine deaminase activity; pyridoxal phosphate binding
Source: RefSeq, a predicted model, not a curated record
AUGGGUUCAAACGGCGAGCUCCCAUCAACAUCUUCCCGGCCAUGGGUUGAAACACCCCUUAUCCGCUCAGCGCCCCUAUCUCGGGCAGCAGGCUGCAACAUCUACCUCAAGCUCGAAACCCUCCAGCCAUCUGGCUCCUUCAAAUCCCGGGGCAUUGGAAACCUUAUGUCUCAAGCUAUCAUGCAGCAUGGCCCCGAAAAGCCCAUCCGCUUCUACUGUUCCUCAGGAGGGAACGCCGGGUUGGCCUGCGCAACCGCGGCACUCGCCCUCGACAGACCAGCAACUAUAGUCGUCCCACUGGCAACUAGCUCUUUCAUGGUUGAGAAGCUUCGGGCCUUGGACGCCGACGUGCAGCAGGUUGGCGCACACUGGAGUGAGGCUGAUGCAUUCCUUCGGAACUCCCUCCUCGGACCGGAUCCAAAUGGUGUGUAUGUGCCGCCUUUUGACCACCCAGAUAUCUGGGCAGGGAAUGGAACGAUCGUCGAUGAAGUUGAGGAGCAGAUGCAGGAUGUCCCUGGGGGCUACGAUGCCUUGGUGUGUAGCGUCGGGGGUGGCGGUUUACUGGCUGGCCUUGUGGAGGGGUUAGAAAGACACGCGCGUCUGACUUCGUCUGCUUCCUCUGCGCACCAGCUGCUGGAAGGAUCCAACAAUCCACCAGGGAACAAGAAACCCCAAGUCCUCGGAGUCGAAACUGAUGGCGCCUCCUCUCUCGCCCUCUCCCUUAGAAACGGCACUCUCAGCACCCUCCCCACCAUCACAUCUAUUGCUACCUCCUUAGGCGCGACACGGGUAGCACCACACGUCUUCUCCCUCACGCAGACAUAUCCAGAUCAUAUCGCAAGUGUCGUAGUGUCAGACGCUGAGGCCGCCAUGGCCAGCGUAUAUUUUGCGGACGACACGCGCAUGAUAAUCGAAGUAGCAUGCGGGGCAAGCGUCGCGGUGGCGUACAACAGCCCGAUGCUCCGCAAGGUGCUGUUUCCUGGCUGCAGUGAUGAGGAGUUCCGGAGCAAGAAUGUCGUUGUUGUGGUUUGCGGGGGUAGUAAUGUUAGUUUGCAGGUGCUGGAUGAGUAUAGAAGGAAGUAUCAGGAUGAUGAGAGAGUACUGGGCGCGUUUGGGAAAAGGGCAGUGAUUUAG